Messenger RNA from Gigantopelta aegis, 4929 nucleotides. Its product is annotated as biorientation of chromosomes in cell division protein 1-like 1. Bases 1 to 4182 code for a protein of 1393 amino acids. The transcript has 3 exons. NCBI's taxonomy places the organism in Eukaryota, Metazoa, Mollusca, Gastropoda, Neomphalida, Peltospiridae. The record is from RefSeq and is a predicted model, not a curated record.
AUGGCUGCUCACCGCCUUGUGUUGUUGUUAUACGGGUCCCUCGCCGAAACAGGUAAACCGAAGAAGAAGCGCGCCAACAAAUCGUGCAAGCGAACGGUGUCGUUCCCGCCAAUGUUCCCCACCAUUAUUGAGAAGGUUGAGGAGGAAGAGAGGGCCGCUAAGGAAACCGCCAAGUUGCCACCUUCACCCCUUACAGAACUCUAUGAUGGACUCACCCUAAAGCAACGUCACACAUGGCCGCGUUUCCUGGGAGAUUGGGCGUUCGUAGACGGUGUGCCCAAUCGUGGAGGUUCGACCGGAAGUGAUGACGGUAUAGAGUACAUCGACUUGGAUGCGAUCGACAACGAUGACGUCUUUGCUGUUGACGCUAAACCGAGUGACGUCCACCCUCUGUUUUUUCUCGAUGUUGACGACAAACCAUCAGAGGCUAAAGACGUCAAACAGACGACACAGAGUAAGCAAGAACAAAACAACAACCAAUCAGACAAAGCGGAACCAAAGCCCAUAUUAGUCAAAAAGUCAAGUCAGCCGGAUAAUAAGACUGCAGACAAUAAGGAAAAUACCAAAGACAAUGGUAACUUGAAAGAUCCUGCAAAAACGCAGUCAAAUAGCGUUGUGUCGGACAGUAGAGGUAAGGCAUCGCCAGGACCUAAGGGUAUUCUGAAAAAGACUAAAGAGGAAGAACCGAAACAAUCAAAUCUUAGCAAGACGCCCAAAGCAGACGACAACUCACAGUCAAAGAAAGACGAUGUUGUUAAUAUUAAACAAGACAGUGUGGUAAAGCCAAAGGAAAGUGACAAAAGGGAAAAUGACAAAAAGGGAAGCGAAAGAAAGUCUAUUACUGGUGAAACUAAAGACAUGUCCGCUAAUACACCACCGGUUCCAGAAAAGAUUGGUGAUCUGGGAAAAGUAGAACUGAAACCGGUACAAAUGGCGGGAAAGAAAGAAGCUACGUCUGCCCAAGAUGGCGGAUCUGUCAAGACAGGAGGCAAGCAGAAGAUUGUGGAAGGUGACAGCAAGGAGUCUGCUGUUAACAAAAACCUUCCAGGAAAGACUGGGGAUGUAGAAACGGCUAAAGUGAAGCCAGUAAAAGUGGCAGAAAAGAAAGAAAAUACUCCCGCCUUGGAUGUUGGGUCUACAAAGACGAAACCGACUGGCAAAACGAGUCCGUCUGUUGACAAGAAAGAUGCAGGAAAGCCUGGAGAUAUCGAAAAGGUUAAACUAAAAGCGGUAAAAUCUGUGGAAAAGAAAGAUGAUAUUUCUGCUACAGAUACAGGCAAAACUAAGGUUAAGGAAUCCGGGAAAUUGAGCUUAAAAUCGGAAAAAACUACAGAAGUGAAAGAGGAUGCAACCACUAAUGGUGUGAAAAAUGAGAAAGCAAGCGAAAAAAUAAAACUGAAACCUGUAACACCUACCACAAAAGAAGAGAAGACUUUGACAGAUGCAGGAGGUGAAAAGCGAAAUGGAGUUGAAAAAGUGAAAUUAAAAUCGGCAUCAUCCGCAAAAAAGAAAGACGAUAUAACACAAGUUAAAACGCAGCAGCAAAAAGCUGUUGAAAAGGUCAGUCCAAAAUCAACAAAACCGCUUGGCAAUACAGAGGUGAAAGGCAAUGACGCUGUGAAACCAGAUAAUUUCAAGAACGUGAAAUUACACUCGGUUAAAAAAGUGGAAAAGGGUAGGGAUGCCUCUCCUGAAGUAAUUACCAAGCAAAAAGAAUUCGAGAAAGUCAGCUUAAAAUCAGUUGAAACGAAACCUGAAAAGAUUCAAGUAAAGACGAGAAAUCUCGAGUCAAAACCUGAGGAAAUUAAGAAACUGAAACUUAAAUCCGUAAACGGCGGAGAGAAGAAAACAACUGAUAAGAUCAAUUCUGUAAAUGCAGUAGAAUCAAAAUCUAUCGAAAUCAAAAAUAUAAAGUUGAAAUCAACAAAAACAACGAGCGUGAAACCACUAGAAGCAAAAUCAGAAGUGAAGUCAGAAAUCAAAACGAAAGUGAAACUAAUACCAGUUUCUAACGAUGCACAUACAGCUGGAGAUACGAAACAGAAACCAGGUGCAUCAACUUUACAGUCAAGGGAUAUAACAAAUGACGACACAAGCAGGGUUAAACACAGAAGAGCGAGCGAGCCGAGGAUAAACAAAAUAGAUUUCAUGAAACAAAUGUUUGAAAGCAGAGUGGAGAAAGGCUGGCGGUCUCGUAGUGCGGAAAGGCCUAGAACGUCGGCUACAACCACUGAGAAACAAAAUUUGUCUAGAGAUGAACCCAUAAUUUCACAGCACCUUGGCGAUGCCAUAACUUCGCAAAUCCUUCACGAAACAAAAAACAUAAAGUCGUGGGUACAAGCAAAGAUUAUCAUCGAGGGGGAGACAACACCACAACCGAAGAAAUCUUGUGAAAAGGAGGCCAGAUCGAGUCCAUCUCCAACAGUCGGGGAAGUCCGUACGACUGCGACUUCUCGGAAACAAGAGACUAUCACCAAGCAAAGUGAAAGUAAGCAAAGCACAUCGAAACACGAAGUGGGGCUUAAAACGAAAGUAGAAAAAACCACGGCAGUACAGAAGGAUUCGAACAAGAGCUCAGCUAAGCAGAAGGAAACUCACGAAAAAAUUACGCAGAUAACCACAAAACAAAAUACAACUGUUAGAAAAGAGACCGUCACAAGGGAAGUAAUUCAAACUACAACGAAGGCAAAGUGUGUCGUCGAUCAAAGGGCGGUAACUGGAACUACGAUUAUGGAAAGGCAAAAUGUCAGCCUAGGACGGGAAGUAACUAAAAGUAAACAAAAGGAAGAAAUGAAGACCUCUUUGCAAAAACAAGUAACCAUGACAACCAAGAAUACGGAAGAACAUACGACUGUCAGUCGGGGAGGUCACAGCAAUGUGCAGUCAAGCCAGAUGAUGAAACAGACAGUGAAAACUCACCAGCAAAAUCAUAAAAACAACGGUGAAGACAGGCCUGUUUCGACUGUUCUAUUACAGGUCCAUGAAGUCCGGCAUUCGACAAUAGUCGGAGAACAGAACACAGCACAGAAAAGCGAACCGGAGCUGCAUCCCAGGACUGUAAAGCCGAGUCCAGGUCAGGAAUACCUGAACAUCAGAAAAGCAAUUUUAAAAAACGCCAAUUUUGAGAUGGGUGACGAAACAGUGACCACAGAGGGUGCUGUGACACCAACCAGUCAAUAUCCUGGUGUUACCGAUACCAGUUCGUGUUCUAACCGAAGGAAACCAGCUUCUGACGGAUUGUCUGGUUUAGUUCCUGAACGUAGUGAGCGUGUUCAAAGUGAGGACGAUCACGAUCGUAGCUUUUCUGUAAAUAAUGCUUCUUGUGACUACAAUAAGACAAUCGCUAAAGCGGAAGGGAAGCUUAUUAGUAGUGAUAAAUGCUGCAAAAGAUCACCAGAUACUUCUAAUGAAGGAGCGAAGCUUGUUAGCAGUGAUAAAUGUCUCAAGAGAUCACCAAAUACGUGUAAUGACAAAACGAAGGUUGUUAGUAGUGAUACGUGCAUCAGAGGUUCAUCAGAUUCUGCUAACGGGUCAUUACCCAAAACUAGUAUACAUUUGUCUAUGCAAAACCCAAAAGAAACCCGCCUUACGAGAAGUCAGAUAUUCCAUUUGUUGGAAUCAAGACAAAGUGUAAAUUUAGGUUCAGACGAAACGAGUGAAAAUGUGCAUGCGUGCUCUACAAGAGGUGGAAAGUACGCGGGUGUGCAGAAUGGUGACGUCAGAACAGACGGCAACAGGUGGGAUGAUAAUCCCAUCAAAACGGAAAUCAAGAAUAAAAUUAACGAACAGAUUGAACUCAGGAACUCGCCUAAGACGAGCAGAAAGCACAAAAUAUCUUCGAAAGCGAAAGUGUCGUCUGGUCAAACAAAACUGAUUGAGUCGAGUCAGCCUAACAUUAGGUCCCCCAUUACGUUUUCGUUCUCGAACUCUGUAGCCCGUCGCCAUGGCAGCACUUCGCCACAGUCGCGGGUCGAUGUGCCUGUUGUAGAAUCCGGAGAGUCCAUUAGAAGUCGUUUAGAGUUAUUUCCCUUCCGACGGAAAUUUGAGUUUGAGGAUGUAGCUUUUUUGUUGUGUAUGCUGACGUUUUCUGCCCUCAUGACUGGCAUGCCUUCGAUGAGUUUCGUUCUCCUCGUUAUAACGGUAGAAUUGUUGUAUGUAUUGGUAUUUUGUUGUUGGACGUAGCGAUUUAAUUUAUUUAAUACCAUUGUGUUCAUAAAACCAUAUAUAUCAGUUGAACCUGAAGUUAGUCCACUACUGGCCAUAAUAGUUUGUGGGGGGUUUUUUCUCUCAAAAAAACAUUUAGACCUCACCGUUUAAUGGUAGAGGUCUCUAUCACUGUGGCUCGAGUCUCUAUCACUUCUCUGAGUCUAGUUCAAAGAGUGUAAUUGUUAGGUCCUUGAACAACCUAUUAACGUGCCCCUGUCCUCAAAAAGAUUCUGUCACCCAGGGACCAGGGCUUGUGCUUAAACAACUUUUAGAGUCUAGACUCGGGCUCUAAUAGAGACAGUAACGUCAUGGUAACGCCAUACAAAGUGCAUGCGUGUGACGUCAGUUGAGAUUGAGUCUGGACUCUAAAAGUUUUAUAAGCAAAAAAACCCAAAAAACACCACAAUUUAUUCUUGAACUUUCAGUGUUUAUCUAACACUUUUUAGCAGUAUUCUGGUUGUCAAUUGCUAUAGUAAGCUGUCGCAUAUCUUUUAGACCGGGCACCAAAAUUAAUUCUGGACUUUAAACAGGCUUUUCUGCCAGAACAUAAAUUGAGUGUAUGUAAUAAAAACAAAACAGAUCAUAAGUGCCCUUAGUAGGUGAUUAUGGGUUAGAAAUGUAUUUAAAUAGGACACUGCAUUUCAUGCGGUUUCUCGCUAUUUCUCGUUCCAGCCAGUGCUCCACAACUGGUGUAACAAAAGCCGUGGUAUGUACUAUCCUGUC